Molecule: messenger RNA, 5245 nt
Organism: Dinoponera quadriceps
Lineage: Eukaryota; Metazoa; Arthropoda; Insecta; Hymenoptera; Formicidae
Gene: Gyf
Product: PERQ amino acid-rich with GYF domain-containing protein CG11148
Exons: 17
Coding region: 583-4737 (1384 amino acids)
Molecular function (GO): protein binding
Source: RefSeq, a predicted model, not a curated record
CUCGGCGCGACGGCCGCGUUGGAUGCGCUCGGCGAUCGUUCUUGCGCAACCACAAGUCCCGAUCGCGGCCCACCGAACGAGCGUAUAUGCUCUGACGUUCGUCACCAAAAAAAGUUUGGUUAAUGUUGCCACCUUGGCCUCGCGCGGAGAGAGAGAGAGAGAGACUGCUCCGCUCGCGCGAAUAUGUCGCGAGCGCGUGCUGUCUCACGCGACAAUGCGGCACCACCUCGCGAUCGUUCGUCUUCGGAAUUCCCCCGGAUCUCUUCCUCUCCCAGCUGCGUAUAAUUAACGAGGCUACUGUCUGUUGUAGCACCACCUUCCUUCGUCCGUCACUUCUGCAGCGUUUCCCCUCACGUGCCUCGCGUGUUUGUUCACCGAAAAUCAUAAUCGCCGAUCGCGCGAUAUUCCCUUCGAGCAACAGGAAAUCGUGUUACUGUUACCUCAUUUCCCACGCACCGUUGAUUUCGGCUUCGUUUUUCAAGCGUUUACCUUUGGAAAAUUUCUCUCCCGUAACAUACUGUCUAAUGUCUGGUAGAGACGAACGAGCUUGGAGCAUUUAUAUCGCACAAUAUAUAGUGCAUCAUGACGGAUUCCAUGAAAUUUGGUCCAGAAUGGUUGCGCAACAUGUCAGGUGACAGUUGCAAUACGGGUGGAGGUGGUGGAGGGACCACAACUUUGAGUACUCCUCGGUAUCAACUGGCAGAGUAUAGAUACGGUCGCGAAGAGAUGUUGGCUCUAUACGAUCGCAAUCAUAAACCUCCUGAGACAUUGCCAACUUAUUCAGGACUGUAUGUGGAGAAAGCUCAACUUCCGUUAGCUCUUAUACAGAUGACGGAGGAUGAAGCGCGUAUGUGGAACGGAGGAAUAGCCAAUAUCGGUGGCCGGGGAAGAGGUAGUAGCGUGGAUCGCGGAGGACGUGGUAGAAGUGGAAGAGGAAACAUGUAUUCCUCUCACUAUUCACGUGGAGUUGGUUUCGACGACUCCGGCGAUGGGAUACGAAUCGAGGGCCAAUCAUUCCAGGGGAGAAAUAGGCCGUUCGAUAGAUCUCAGAGCGAACGUGGUUGGUCAGAAAGAAACGGUGCUUCGGAUCCGGGAGAAUGGAACGGCUCAAGUAGUCCUCGAAAAGAACUCAGUCGCGGAACUAGCGGUAGCUCUCUCAUGGAGGGUAACUGGCGACGUCAUCGCGGAGAGGACGAAGACGGCUGGCGCAAGUGGGGAAGAAACAGUUGGCGCGAAGGUGGCAGCAUGGACAGGGACAGGCUGGAUCGAAACGAGGGCGACGGAGAUGAAAGCAGAAGCGUGCCGACAAGAUGGGAACAUCGUGGAAACCACAGAUCUUCCCAUGACUCGGCUCACCAUGCACCAUCUCGCACCGCUCGUACUUGGGAAUCGAAUCAUCACGAUAACCAUGACAAUCUGCCUGAAUGGGCGACGGAGAAUCCGAGCGAGAGUGGCGGCAGUUUCGAUGCUUCGGGCGCGUUUCACGGUGGCGGCAUGUAUUCAGAUGAUGACGACGACGGUGUGGCAGGUGCUUCCCAACAUGGCAGAACUCGGCGUGUGUCGGAAGGCAGUGCUUCUAACAUAGUGAAGUCUAGUAACAAGCCAUUAGCUUUCGUCACGGGUUCUGUCCAAUCGUUGAAUCGCCAUACAAACAAUACGGCCGGUACGUUAGCAAGCAAGGAACGACCAAAAACUUUGCACCCGCUCGAGGACAAGGACGAUCCUGCCGGGAAGGAGAGGAGGUGUAACUCGCCGGUUAAACCAGCCGUUGUGUUGUCGACGGAAGGUAUUCCCGCGAAGACAUCCUUAACGACUUCCUCGGAUCUCUUGCAGAAGAAGACUGUCGGACCCACGGAUAAAGUUGAGAGCGAGAAGUCGAAUCCGGGACCUAGCAAGUCUCCGACCGAAGCUCACAAGAAGGAGAACUCGCAGGCGGAUGUGAAAACGGAGCCGAUAAGUGCCAAUCGACAGGUUCUGCACACGGAGCCGGCCAAGGCCGUGGUACACAACACGGGGAACUCUAAUGUCAGGCAGAGAGUGGAGGACGAUCUGGAUAGAAUGAAGGAGGAGGCCGAUGCUCUGGUGGCUAAGUUGAUGGACGAGGAAAGCCACAAAGAGAAGAGCGCUAGCGUACCGCCCGCAAUCGGUAGCCAACCUCCCGCAGUCUCCGCUACAGACAGCCAGGAAAAAUGGUUUUACCGUGAUCCACAGGGCGAAGUUCAGGGACCAUUUUUAGCUAGCGAAAUGGCCGAAUGGUGCAAAGCUGGUUACUUUACCGCGGGAUUGUUGGUGAGAAGAACAUGCGACGAGAGGUACUACACGCUCGGUGAUCUCAUCAAAAUGUGCGGUAGAGUGCCUUUCACGCCCGGGCCGUCGAUACCUCCGCUAAAGUUAGCAGAGCAGGUGAUACCGCCUGUUCCCAGCACUGUGCCGGCUGGAAUGGCUGCUGCUGCUGGUGCUUUGUCGAAGACGGGAAUAGAGGAUCCGUUGCUGCUGCUACAGUAUCAGCAGAUGCAGUUGUUGCAGAACCAGCUAUUGCUGAGGCAGAUGAAGACAUCGGCGAUAGCGAAGUUGUCGCAAUCGGAACACUGGGCGACGCUGAGCCCCGUCGAGCAGAAUCAAUUGAUUUUGCAAUACGUUAUACAGGACUCGGAUUUCCCGGAAGUACCGAUCACGACAAAUCCGUUUGUGCCUCACCUCGCGUCUCAAGCGGCGACCAAUCCUGUCAUGCAACUGUUCACUCAAAUGCAGCAGGCAAAGGCACAACCGGAGACUCAUUUGCCGACAAAUCCGCAUACAACCGCACCGGCUACGGUGGACCCCAUACAACAAUUGAUUCAACAAAUGGGCGGCAUACAGAAUUUGCCUACUGUUCAACAAUCGAACAUCGCUCAAACUCCUGCGCCAGCGCAGGAGGAUAAUCCGAUCAAAUCUCUGUUACGCCAGCUCAAUGUCAACGCGAACGGUCAUCCGCAAACGUCUCAUAUGGACACCGUAUGGCCGCAACCACCACCGCAAAUGGCUCCUCAGUUUAACGCACAGAAUUGGCUAGCGCAGGUUGGACCCAUUCCGGCAAUGCCACCUGGUCAGUUACCUAGUUCUUUGUGGGACCUGCAUGCUAAAGAAAUAAAAACGGAGCAACAGAUACUGGAAGAACAAAAUCUUAAGUUACAGGAGGAUAGGAAAAAAGAGGAGCUGAGAAAGCAAGAGGAACUGCAGCGUCAGGCGGAAGAGGAGAGUGCCAAGAGAAAGCAAGAGGAACAAGCUAGACAAGUGGAGGAAGCGAAACGUAAAGACGAGGAAAGAAAGAGAAAGGAGGAGGAAAAGAAACGAAAAGAAGAGGAGAAACGUAAGCAAGAGGAGGAACAAAAGAAGAGGGAGGAAAAGAAACGCAAGGAGGAGGAAAAGAAGCGCGAAGAGAAGAGAAAGCAGGAGGAGGAAAAUUUGAAGAAGAAGCAGGAAGAGGAAAAGAGAAAGCGAGAAGAACUUAGGAAGCAGGAGGAGAAGCAGAAGAAGGAAGAGGAGAAGAAGAAGAAAUUGGAGGAAGAGCAGAAAAAGCAAGAAGAAGAAAGACUCAGAAAAGAAGCAGAGGCACGACGACAGGCCGAAGCAGAAGAGCAGGCGCGCCGCGCGGAACAACGGCGUAGAGAGGCCGAGGCGUUACGUAAGCUUCAAGAAAAGAGCAAGGCACCUUGGGCUCAGGCCCCGCGUGCUCCCGCUCCUGCAGCUCACGCAUCACUCGCCGAAAUCCAGAGACUCGAGAGAGAGAAGAAAGCGGAAGAGCAACGGCUGCAGCAAUUGAUGCAGCAGCAGUUGGCACAACAGAAAGCGGUGGAGGCAGCUCAGGAAGCUUCGGCGGCCGACUCGUCCAAGAGGUUGCAAUUCAAAUGGGCGGAGAAAGCUAUCGCUGCCAAUAAACCUCUCCUGGUGAAGAGUCUCGCGCAGAUUCAGCAGGAGGAGCAGGAACGUAUCGCCAAGGUAAAGCAACAAGAAAGAGAGAGGCAAGAGAAAGCCGGCCAAAAGGAGUCUGCGAGUGUGCUGCAGAAUGCUGGAAUAUGGGGCACGGCGUCGCAAUGCCUGAAUUGGGCAAAUUCGAGCACGUCGAGCCAGGCAUGGUCCAACAAUUCAGGCGCUACUGGAUUCUGGGACGAUCCCACACCGGUCAGAUCGAGCACAACUACGAAGCAACCGGUUAAACAGGUCGUUAAUACGAAAUCCGCUCCUAGCCAGCAGCAGCAGCAGAAUAACAAAGCGUCCAAGAGUAAGAACAAGAGAGAAGAGGAGUUAGUGAAGAAGCUAUUUGAACAGAACACUGCCAAGACCGAUGAGUUUACGCAAUGGUGUAAUAAAGCGCUGAGUGGUUUACAGGCGUCUGUGGAUAUCCCUACGUUCGUUGGAUUCCUGCGAGACAUCGAAUCGGCGUACGAAGUUAAGGAGUACGUUCGCGUCUACCUCGGCGAUACCAAGCAGAGUACGGAAUUCGCUAAGCAGUUCCUCGAGAAGCGUAGCAAGUGGCGAUCGGCGCAACGUCCUCAGGCGCAAGCGGACGAUCUGUGCAAACCAGCGCCCGCAGUCAAUCCGAAUGCGCCUACGGAGUUUCAAGAAGUGAAGGGAAAAUCGAAGAAACCAAAGAAAGGAAAGAUGUACAAAGUGGACAACAGGAUACUUGGCUUCAGCGUAACCGCGGCCCCCGACCGUAUCAAUGUAGGUGAUCGCGAUUAUGGCGAGGGCGUCUGAACUGAGUCACGCCAGUUUAACCUCGCGGAAAUGAUGCUACGCUCGAUUCAUCAAACGGUUUGUUAUUUAUUUAUCAUACAUGCUAAGAGGCGCCCGUGGGCUGCCUCUUAAUGCGUAUAAAGGCUUUUUACGAUCCAAUGCGUAAAAGAAGAGCUCAUCCCUUCUCAGAGUCGAUCAUCUUCGCCGAUGGUCUUCGGAGCGUGGCGUUAUUUUCUUACGGAACAAAACUGAGAAAUACACACCGACAAAAAGGCUUCACUGUACAUAUUACUCAAAAAAGAAGAAUAUAUCGUAAGAGAAAAGAAAAUGAAGAAAAAGAGGACGGACUCAUUUUUUCCUAUGUAAGCGACGAUUAGGGUUGAAAACUUUUAUAACAUUUCAUCGUCAUCGUCAUUUAAGAUACGCAAGAAAAAGAAAAAUAUGCCGACCGAUAAUAAUCAUGCACGUGGAGACAUGGCAGUCAAUAGCAAUAUGUGUAUGUAAAGGUGUUCAACGGAAAAAAAAAAAA